Molecule: messenger RNA, 363 nt
Organism: Fusarium tjaetaba
Lineage: Eukaryota; Fungi; Ascomycota; Sordariomycetes; Hypocreales; Nectriaceae
Product: thioredoxin M-type chloroplastic
Exons: 2
Coding region: 1-363 (120 amino acids)
Source: RefSeq, a predicted model, not a curated record
AUGACUCUUUCUCAACCUACCUUUCACUCUCGACCCGUAAGCCCUCUCAUCAGGGAUCUUGUUGAGUCUGGCGUUGGCGAGGAGGAGGGAGGCGUGUCUCUCGCGACUGUUGAGUUUGAUUCUUCGGAUAUCAUGUCAGGAAGCCCCAACUUGGCCAUGACUUACAUGAUCACCAGCAUUCCUACGCUCUUAAGUUUCGAUGGCGGGGAGGCACAAACAACAACCAAGCUAUCGGAUGCCAGAAAGCUCGCGGACAGAGAAUUUCUGAAGGAAUGGAUCCGAACUGAAGCCAGAAGACAUGGUGGCCGUGGAGGAGGAGGUGGUGGUGGUUCGUCUAUCUUUGGAGGUCUGUUUGGCAAAUAG